GUUACACACACAUACACACACACACACACACACACACACUAUCUACACAGAAGACACUAGAAGGAUACUCAAGAGCAUCUGCCGCUACAUGUUAUAUUUAAAAAAAUUUUUAUUAAGAAUAAAAUCUCAAAUAGCUUUAUAGCAGAUUAGAAACUUAAGCCAGAAAUAGCUAUUACAGAGAUUUGGAAGAUUUCUUUCUAAAUAUACAGCUGGUCUAAUAUCCUGAGCCUCUGACCUGUUAAAAGUAUAAACUCCAGCUGGAAUUCAAGAGUAGAUCUCAAAUUAAUACUAUUAUUCUUUAUUAUUUAAAUUAUUUAGAAUAGUAUUUGACUAUUUAGCAUCAUCAUAAUUACAUAUAAUUUACUUUUCACCAUUUAAUCCCUCUUUUCCACUUAACCAGUCACAUAAAAUUUUAAGUACCAAUUUCAUAUCCUUUGGUAGGCAAAAAAUCCAACACUGAACUCUUUGGACCAAAAUUUCAUAUAAAUUCUCAAAUUCGAAUACAGUAAAAACUUUGAAACCUCAGUUAAUUAUCAGAUUUCCAAUUUCUUCAAGAAAAUCUAUGCAUUAAGAAGUUUUAGUAGUUGGUCCAAUUAGAAUGCAUUGCAUUUUUUCUUCAUAUUACCAAAGAUAUGUCCAAAUCUAUAAUCAAAUUGAUUUUCUCUCAAACCAUAUGGUAUAAGAAAAAUCUUGCCUCUUCUCCAAUAAAACACUAAUUGGCUAAUGACGCCGCUGCAGGGGGGUGGGUGGGGGGCGGAGGCCCUGGGGGCCCUGGGAUGGGGAACUGCAGUGGCUUCCGCGGAGGUUUCAGCAGUGGCAUCUGGGCCGGGGUCACCACCGUGGAUGGGCCAGGACGAGGCUGUGGAGCUCAUGGAGGCAAGGCCGAGGAUAAGGAUUGGAUGCCUGUCACUAAGUUAGGCCGCUUGGUCAAGGACAUGAAGAUCAAGUCUCUGGAGGAGACCUAUCUCUUCCCUCUGCCCAUCAAGGAAUCUGAGAUCACUGAAUUUUUCCUAGGGGCCUCUCUUAAGGAUGAGGUUUUGAAGAUUAUGCCGGUACAGAAGCAGACCUGUGCUGGCCAGCCCACCAGGUUCAAGGCGUUUGUUGCUAUUGGGGACUACAAUGGCCAUGUUGGACUGGGUGUUAAGUGUUCCAAGGAGGUGGACACUGCCAUCCGUGGGGCCAUCAUCCUGGCCAAGCUCUCCACUGUGCCGUGCGCUGAGGCUACUGGGGAACAAGAUCGGCAAGCCCCACACCGUCCCUUGCAAAGUGACAGGCCUCUGUGGCUCUGUGCUGGUAUGCCUCAUCCCCACACCCAGGGGCACUAGCAUCGUCUCAGUACCUGUGCCCAAGAAGCUGCUCAUGAUGGCUGGUAUCAAUGACUGCCACACCUCAGCCAGGGGCUGCACUGCCACCCUGGGCAACUUCGCUAAGGUCACCUUUGAUGCUAUCUCUAAGACUUACAGCUACCUGACACCCAGUCUCUGGAAGGAGACUGUAUUACCAAGUCUCCCUAUCAGGAAUUCAUUGACCACCUCGUCAAGACCCACACCAGAAUCUCCAUGCAGAGGACUCAGCUGUGGCUACAGCAUAGGGUUUUUAUACAAGAAAAAUACAGUGAAUUAA
This is a messenger RNA of Callithrix jacchus (white-tufted-ear marmoset), 1623 nucleotides long. The record is from RefSeq and is a predicted model, not a curated record. Lineage: Eukaryota; Metazoa; Chordata; Mammalia; Primates; Cebidae.